CGUGCAGGCCAGGAAUUACCUGACGCUGUCAUACGAAUACAGCUACACAACCGCCGACAUACUUAACCAGAGCACGCGUGCAGCCACUGAACGAAAGAUGCAGCUUUCCAGGUGCCAUCAGUCGACUGGCCAGGCGACGCGCCAGGCGAAGCGCCCGGCGUCUCGCGCGGUGGUGUGUCGCGCUCAGAUGGGUGUCAAAAAUGAGCAGGGCGCGUCGCUUGCGUCGCGCGUGGGUGCGUCCGUCGCAGCGGUGGUUGCCAGCGCGGCGGUCCUGCUGGACGCAGGCGCCGCCUACGCGGACAAGGAGCGUGUGGCUGAGUUCGCGGCCAGCGGGCUGCUGUUCAAAGACAACGUGGAGGUCACCGCGCUGGAUGACCCGGAGAUUUCGGGCGUGACCAUCUACUUCUCCGACUUUAAACGUAACAUUGUGGACAAGCUGCAGAAGGACUUCUUUGCCGAGCCCUCCCAGGCGUCGCUAACGUGCGUGGUGAGCGGCCCUGUCACCAUUAAGGAUGAGAAGCGCAUCACCAGCCCCGAGGGCAAGGAGCUGUUCAGCGAGCAAAAGGGACUCAACCUGUUCAAGAACAAGACCCUGCGCGUGCGCCGCGUGUUCGACGCCGACCGCCGCACAGUGGUUUACGUCGCCUACAGCACCCGCCUGUCCACUGCGGCGGACGAGGGCGGGGUGUCCACGGGCCGCUACCGCACCAGCAUGUGCGCGGUGGCGCUGCCGCAGCCCGCGCCCGCGCCGCCCGUGGCGGCGGCGGUGCCGGUGGCGGUUGAUGCGGUGUCCGCGCAGGGCCCGGCGGUGGUGGCAGCAGCCAGCCAGUGAUGAUACCGGUGUUUUUGUGUACCCAUGUUUUGCGAGUGGCCACGCAUCAAAGUUGUGGUCUGUUGUCGGUAGGUGGCAUACGAGCGUAGUAGCAGGUGGCGCAGGUAGAGGAGGCGUACGGUAGACACAGGAGGGAGAGCAGGCUGUUACAUACCAUUGGCGGCAUUGCGGUAUUGGUGCGAUGGAAAGGGAUGGGACGGCGUAAGGGCACGGGGUAAGGGGCAGGUUGGCGUAGUCCCGCAGGCCGCAGUGUGCAGCGUAGAUCCAGAACCCAAAUUUUGACUUGCAAAGCCAAGGCAUGAGCGCACUGCUGGUAUAAAGCCAACGUUUUUGUAACGAGUAUCGAGA
This is a messenger RNA of Chlamydomonas reinhardtii, 1180 nucleotides long. RefSeq lists its product as uncharacterized. The record is from RefSeq and is a predicted model, not a curated record. Bases 98 to 832 code for a protein of 244 amino acids. NCBI's taxonomy places the organism in Eukaryota, Viridiplantae, Chlorophyta, Chlorophyceae, Chlamydomonadales, Chlamydomonadaceae. The transcript has 5 exons.